ACCAGGCGAGGGUCUGGGGUGGGAGUGAGGCGAGGCCGCCGGGCGGCCUGAGGCGGGGGCCGCGAUCGUCUGCGCCUGCGCCUGCGCGGGGCACCGCUCCUCCUCCCCCGCGCGCCGACCGCAGGCGCCGGGCCUUUGUCUAAGCCGGUUCGUCUCUGAGGCGGCCGUGGGUCCAGGUCGGGCUCCUCUCUCGGAGUCUGCGCCAUGGAUGGGGCUUCAGCCUCCUUCCUAUUUACCGUCCUGCUACUUCCUCCCCGGCGGGCGCCGCGGCUCCGUGCCCCUCCGCGAACUGUGGAGCCGGCGGAGGGCUGGCAUCAACGUGGCCUCCAGGUCGCUGGCAGCCGGGUGGCAGAACUCUUCCGAGGCUCCUUGGGAAGAAGCUACACCCGAGGGAGCCGGAUGGGCCUCGAAACCCUGGCCCGCUGUGGUUCUGUACCAUUGCAAGGGGAGCCGUAAACUGAGCUUUUCUAACGUGGGUUUCUGCCGAGUCCUUCUCCAGCUGCCCCCUUCCCCCCAGCACACAGGAGAGCCUCUGUGUAGCCAGCGCUUGACAGUCGUUAGGUUCAGUGUAUCUUUGCCUGCCUACAUCAAUCUGCAAGGGAGUUGCAGAAAGCCUCAUGUUCAUCGAGCCGUGAGUCACAACCAAUUUCUAAGCUGUUAUAACAAAAAAGUGUUUGCUUUUUUUCACAAGUAACUUUAAAAGUGUAGUUUAGAAAGAAAACAUUUUCAAUAAAAAGACACUACAUUAAUCCUGGAUGCUUGCAAAUCCUAAAAUAUAUUCCUCCUCUAGCGUUGCACAGCUCUGUGUUGUAUACACAGACUAGCUUUAAAAUUUGUCACAUACCACUUUACCUUUACUUUUAUGUAUCAUUCCCCUGACUUCCUUACUGCAGGUGUGGGCAAGAAAACUUUUCCUUUAACACUUUUCAACAGCGGGCAUAAAAUUCUGCAGCUGAGGUCUUGAAGAAUGCAGAUGGGUACAGUAUGUGUUGGAGCUCACAGUGUGUAUUGACUAACCUAGUUCCUUUUUUGCUUUUUUUGGUAUUGUCUUGUUAAAAGUGACUCCCAGGUAGCAACUCUCUUUUUUAAGGGUGGGAACGAAAGGGACAUAGGAAGAAUAGAUCGAGAUUAUUUAACAGUCUUCGAUAGAGUUUGAAAGCUUUCUUCUUCAUUCAGUUUUAGGCAAAAUACUGCCUCUGCAUUUGUUCGUAACAAAAAGAUUAGAUUAAUAAGUAGCUUUUGUUGGUGGCAGUUACCAGCUCUAUAAGUCACCCUUGGUGGUUCAUGGACCUCUGAUUAGCUUGGGUUUUGGAAUCUCAUUGCCACAUGUAUAUGUGGAGCCAAUGACCUUUUGGUGCUCAGCUGUUUACGUCUGACUCCUUGACUUCUUUGGUACAAUGAUGGAGUCAGAUCUCAUUAAGUGUGAUUCUUCAUGAUAUAAUUAGCCUCAAAAAAAACGUGUAUUCCACUCCACUUGUAAAUAUCUUUAGAUCAGCUUUUCGUUGUAUUUGAUGGGGAGAACACAGACAUGAUAGUCUGCAAAUCAUCCAGGUGAAUUGUUAUACUAGUUUUUUUUUGUGGUUAAUGUGAUAAUAUUGUCUUAUUUAAAACCACAAAUGAAUUUCAGGAGACGAAACCAGACAGAGGGUCAAGUUUACAGAUGACCGUGUCUGCAAGAGUCACCUUCUGGACUGCUGCCCCCAUGACAUCCUGGCUGGGACGGGAGGAGCACCUCCUGGAAAACCGCUCAGAUGUAUUAAAUCUUCUCAAGCUGACUUUUCUGACAGCAAAUGCGAAAUGAAUGCCAAACCUUGUGCCUCUGUUCCUUGGGGUGUUGUCUGCUGUUUGGCCUGGAGUGGGAAAACGUUACUGUUUGCCGCAGAUUGUUCGCAUGGAUUUAGGAGAAUGUACCAAAAUCCACGACUUGGCCCUCCGAGCAGAUUAUGAGAUUGCAAGUAAAGAAAGAGACCUGUUUUUUGAAUUGGAUGCAAUGGAUCACUUGGAGUCCUUUAUUGCGGAAUGUGAUCGGAGAACUGAGCUCGCCAAGAAGCGGCUGGCAGAAACACAGGAGGAAAUCAGUGCGGAAGUUUCUGCAAAGGCAGAAAAAGUACAUGAGUUAAAUGAAGAAAUAGGAAAACUCCUUGCUAAAGCCGAACAGCUAGGGGCUGAAGGUAAUGUGGAUGAAUCCCAGAAGAUUCUUAUGGAAGUGGAAAAAGUUCGUGCGAAGAAAAAAGAAGCUGAGGAAGAAUACAGAAAUUCCAUGCCUGCAUCCAGUUUUCAGCAGCAAAAGCUGCGUGUCUGUGAGGUCUGUUCAGCCUACCUUGGUCUCCAUGACAAUGACCGUCGCCUGGCAGACCACUUCGGCGGCAAGUUACACUUGGGGUUCAUUCAGAUCCGAGAGAAGCUUGAUCAGUUGAGGAAAACUGUCGCUGAAAAGCAGGAGAAGAGAAAUCAGGAUCGCUUGAGGAGGAGAGAGGAGAGGGAACGGGAGGAGCGUCUGAGCAGGAGGUCGGGAUCAAGAACCAGAGAUCGCAGGAGGUCACGCUCCCGGGAUCGGCGUCGGAGGCGGUCAAGAUCUACCUCCCGAGAGCGACGGAAGUUGUCCCGGUCCCGGUCCCGAGAUAGACAUCGGCGCCACCGCAGCCGUUCCCGGAGCCACAGCCGGGGACAUCGUCGGGCUUCCCGGGACCGGAGUGCGAAAUACAAGUUCUCCAGAGAGCGGGCAUCCAGAGAGGAGUCCUGGGAGAGCGGGCGGAGCGAGCGAGGGCCCCCGGACUGGAGGCUUGAGAGCUCCAACGGGAAGAUGGCUUCACGGAGGUCAGAAGAGAAGGAGGCCGGCGAGAUCUGAACCCGUCUCCCGGGUGCUGUAAAUAGUCUGAUAAACGUUCACACAGUCUAAAAUUACCCUUUAUAUUUGCUGAAUACAACUCAUCUUUUGUAGUUUAAAAUUUCUAUUGUUUUGGAGCUAGCUGUGAGUUUCUAGAAUUGUACAGAGUUGCUCCUGUGUUCUGGGGUCAUGUUGAGUAGGAAUAAAUAAAUCUGAUGACUGCCUCCUGAGGCUGCAGUGGGGUUU
Molecule: messenger RNA, 3073 nt
Organism: Nomascus leucogenys (northern white-cheeked gibbon)
Lineage: Eukaryota; Metazoa; Chordata; Mammalia; Primates; Hylobatidae
Gene: LUC7L
Product: LUC7 like
Exons: 11
Coding region: 1802-2848 (348 amino acids)
Biological process (GO): mRNA splice site recognition
Cellular component (GO): U1 snRNP; U2-type prespliceosome
Molecular function (GO): mRNA binding
Source: RefSeq, a predicted model, not a curated record